Peromyscus eremicus (cactus mouse) is the source of this 1732-nucleotide messenger RNA. Its product is annotated as intestinal-type alkaline phosphatase. Gene Ontology annotation, cellular component: plasma membrane. The record is from RefSeq and is a predicted model, not a curated record. Gene Ontology annotation, molecular function: alkaline phosphatase activity. The coding region runs from base 1 to 1698 and encodes 565 amino acids. The transcript is spliced from 11 exons. Gene Ontology annotation, biological process: dephosphorylation. NCBI's taxonomy places the organism in Eukaryota, Metazoa, Chordata, Mammalia, Rodentia, Cricetidae.
AUGCAGGGAGCCUGGGUAGUGCUGCUGCUGCUGGGCCUCAGGCCACAGCUGUCACUUAGCGUCAUCCCAGUGGAAGAGGAGAACCCAGCCUUCUGGAACCAAAAGGCAGCCGAGGCCCUGGAUGUUGCCAAGAAGCUGCAGCCCAUUCAGACGUCAGCCAAGAACCUCAUCAUCUUCUUGGGUGAUGGAAUGGGGGUGCCCACAGUGACAGCCACCAGGAUCCUAAAGGGACAGUUGGAAGGUCAUCUAGGACCUGAGACACCCCUAGCCAUGGACCGCUUCCCAUACAUGGCUCUGUCCAAGACAUACAGUGUGGACAGACAGGUCCCAGACAGUGCAAGCACAGCCACAGCCUACCUGUGUGGGGUCAAGACCAACUACAAGACCAUCGGUGUGAGCGCAGCUGCCCGAUUUGACCAGUGCAACACCACAUUUGGCAACGAGGUCGUCUCAGUGAUGUAUCGUGCCAAACAAGCAGGGAAAUCUGUAGGAGUGGUGACGACCACCAGGGUGCAGCAUGCCUCUCCAGCAGGCACCUAUGUUCACACUGUGAACCGGAACUGGUAUGGGGAUGCUGACAUGCCCACCUCGGCUCUACAGGAGGGCUGCAAGGACAUUGCAACACAACUCAUCUCCAACAUGGACAUUAAUGUGAUCCUUGGUGGGGGCCGAAAAUACAUGUUUCCUGCAGGAACCCCAGACCCUGAGUAUCCAAAUGAUGUUAACCAGACCGGCACCAGGCUGGACGGCCGGAACCUGGUGGAGGAGUGGCUGUCGAAGCACCAGGGAUCCCAGUAUGUUUGGAACCGUGAAGAACUCAUUCAGAAGUCCCUGGAUCCAUCAGUGACAUACCUCAUGGGCCUCUUUGAACCUGUAGACACAAAAUUCGAGACACAACGAGACCCCUUGAUGGAUCCGUCUCUGAAGGACAUGACAGAGGCCGCCCUGAGAGUGCUAAGCAGGAAUCCCAAAGGCUUCUACCUCUUUGUGGAGGGGGGCCGGAUCGACCGUGGUCACCAUCUGGGCACAGCUUAUCUGGCGCUGACUGAGGCGGUCAUGUUCGACACAGCCAUCGAGAAGGCCAGCCAGCUCACUAGUGAGAAAGACACGCUGACCAUAGUCACUGCUGACCACUCCCAUGUCUUCUCCUUUGGUGGCUACACACUUCGGGGGACCUCCAUCUUCGGGCUGGCCCCGCUCAAAGCUCUGGAUGGCAAGUCCUAUACCUCCAUCCUGUAUGGCAAUGGCCCGGGCUAUGUCGGUACAGGCGAAAGACCCAAUGUCACCACUGCUGAAAGCCAUAACCCCUCGUACCAGCAGCAGGCGGCUGUGCCGGUGAAGUCGGAGACCCACGGCGGGGAGGACGUGGCGAUAUUCGCGCGUGGCCCGCAGGCACACCUGGUGCACGGAGUGCAGGAGCAGAACUACAUCGCGCACCUCAUGGCCUUUGCAGGCUGCCUGGAGCCCUACACCGACUGCGGCCUGGCGCCCCCUGAAGAUGAAAGCAGUGCAACCGCCCCGAGCCAGACCUCCACCACCCGCCCGACCACCACCAGCCAGACCACCACCGCCCGCCCGACCACCAACCCUGUCCGGGACAGCGCCGGUAGCCUAGGCCCCGCCACCACCCCGCUAGCCCUGACGCUGCUCGCUGCACCAUUGCUGCUGCUGCUACUGGGGGCUGCUGCAGAGUCUUAAACUCCAGUUCCUCCAGGCUCCACCCAUCAGGUCC